This is a messenger RNA of Kogia breviceps (pygmy sperm whale), 1550 nucleotides long. RefSeq names its product HCLS1 binding protein 3 (gene HS1BP3). Gene Ontology annotation, molecular function: phosphatidylinositol binding. The record is from RefSeq and is a predicted model, not a curated record. Lineage: Eukaryota; Metazoa; Chordata; Mammalia; Artiodactyla; Physeteridae.
CCCGCGGGUCUCGUGACCGCGCGCCCCGCCCGGAGCUUCGCCGUCAUGCAGUCCCCGGCGGUGCUCGUCACGUCCAGGCGAGUUCAGAAUGUCCACACAGGCCUGGACCUGACCGUGCCCCAGCACCAGGAGGUACGGGGCAAGAUGAUGUCAGGGCACGUGGAGUACCAGAUCCUGGUGGUAACCCGGCUGGCUGCAUUCAAGUCGGCCAAGCACAGGCCUGAGGAUGUCGUCCAGUUCUUGGUCUCCAGAAAGUACAGUGAUAUGGAGGAGUUUUACCAGAAACUCAGCAGUCGUUAUCCAGCGGCCAGCCUUCCCCCCCUCCCCAGGAAGGUGCUAUUUGUUGGGGAGUGUGACAUCCGGGAGAGGAGAGCCAUGUUCGAUGAGAUCCUGCGCUGUGUCUCGAAGGAUGCUGAGUUGGCAGGCAGCCCUGAGCUGCUAGAAUUCUUAGGUACCAGAUCCCCCGGGGCUGCGGAUCUCAGCAGCAGAGAUUUCUCUGUCCUGGACACAGACAGCCAAGAGGGGGACGACGGGGAUGCCUUCGACUUCUUCCAGCAGCAGGACCGAGUGGAGGGUGAGGGUCUCCCCACGCUGGACCAGAAGGGCCAGGAUGCAGGGAAGUCCUCAGAGGAGGAGGAGGAGGAGGAGGCCCUGGACCCCCUGGGCAUCAUGCGCUCCAAGACGCCCAAGAAACGCCCGGAGGAAGUGGCCGUGAAGCCCAAACCCUCACCCUGUCUCUCCAUCUUUGAUGAGGAGGUGGACCCCGACGAGGGGCUCUUUGGCCCGGGCAGGAAGCCCUCUCCCCGGAGCCCCGCAGAGGACGCGCCCCCCAGGGACUCCCUGAAGCUGUUCGAUGAUCCUGACCUCGGCGGAGCCGUCCCCCUGGGUGACCCCUUACUGCUGCCAGCUGCCCACGAGAGUGGAGGACCCACGUCCCGCCCAGGCUGCAGGGAGGCCUCCGAGGAGCUGUUCAGAGUCGAAGAGGACUUGGACCAGAUUCUGAACCUGGGGGCUGAGUCCAAACCCCAGCUUCAGCCGCAGCCCAAGCCCAAGCCUCCAGUGGCAGCUAAGCCAGCGCUACUCAGAAAACCAGCUGUUCCCCCCAGAGCGGGUUCAUCUGAGGCUGUGGCCAGGCAGCAGAAGCAGCAGAUCCAAGCCAUGGACGAGACGGACAUCUUACAGUACAUCCGGGACCACGACGCGUCUGGCCAGGCUGCCCCCAGCCUCUUCUGACCGCCCCCGAGCCCUGUGCUGUUCCUGAGCCGGCAGACUCCUGUGGAGGGGCACGUAGUGAGGUGCAGACUUGACCCUGUAGGGCCAGAAGCUCUAUUCCCAAGGGAGGGAGGGUGGAAGCCGGGUCACAGGACCCCUGUACUGCCUGUUUCCUUUUUCUCAGGCCUGUGGGUUCGUGGAAUCCUGCAAGAGGCAGAAGGCAAGGUCACUCUAGGAAUUGGAGCCUCAAUUGUCUCCCAUGUGGAUGUGGAGGCGAGAGCCUGUGGGGAGGCCUUGCUAACCAGGAGCCCAGCCCCCAGGGUGUCAUGAGACUGGGA